Messenger RNA from Ascochyta rabiei, 846 nucleotides. RefSeq lists its product as uncharacterized. The coding region runs from base 1 to 846 and encodes 281 amino acids. Gene Ontology annotation, molecular function: catalytic activity. The transcript is spliced from 2 exons. The record is from RefSeq and is a predicted model, not a curated record. NCBI's taxonomy places the organism in Eukaryota, Fungi, Ascomycota, Dothideomycetes, Pleosporales, Didymellaceae.
AUGUCACCACGAAACAAUCGAGAAGAAAUCCUUGUCGGGCUUCGCAAGUCAAUUGAUAGUGGCCAGAUCAUCGUGGGCGCAGGCGCAGGCAUUGGUCUCAGCGCGAAGUUCAUUGAGCAAGGUGGCGGUGAUUUGAUCAUCAUCUAUAACAGCGGACGAUACCGGAUGGCGGGAAGAGGCUCACUUGCUGGCCUCAUGCCGUACGGCAACGCAAACGAUGUUGUGCUUGAGAUGGCUGGCGAGGUUCUUCCGAUAGUUCAGAAAACGCCAGUACUGGCAGGAAUAUGUGCAACAGACCCCUUUCGCUCAAUAAACAAGUUUCUGGUGCAACUCAAAGACCUUGGUUUCGCAGGCGUUCAGAACUUCCCCACAGUCGGCCUCAUUGAUGGAACGUUCCGGCAAAAUCUUGAAGAAACAGGGAUGAGUUACGACGCAGAGGUCGAAGUCAUGCGAGAAGCCCGUCGAAUGGACCUUCUCACUACACCAUACGUAUUCAAUGUCGAGGAAGCCAAGAAGAUGGCAGAUGCAGGUGCAGACAUCUUAGUGGCGCACAUGGGUCUUACGACAUCUGGUAGCAUUGGUGCGACGAGCGGAAAGAGCCUGGAUGAUUGCGUGAAGUUGAUUCAAGAAAUCAGAGACGCUGCAGUGAAGAUCAAAGACGAUGUUAUUGUCUUGUGCCAUGGGGGUCCUAUUGCGAAGCCAGAGGAUGCGGAAUAUGUCAUCAGCAGAACGAGAGGAGUGCAUGGCUUCUACGGUGCAAGCUCGAUGGAGAGAUUGCCGGUCGAGGAAGCAAUCACGAACAUCACAAAGACGUUCAAAAAUAUCAAGCCUGGUUCGCUGACAUGA